This is a messenger RNA of Diabrotica virgifera virgifera (western corn rootworm), 624 nucleotides long. Its product is annotated as SCAN domain-containing protein 3-like. The coding region runs from base 1 to 624 and encodes 207 amino acids. The record is from RefSeq and is a predicted model, not a curated record. Lineage: Eukaryota; Metazoa; Arthropoda; Insecta; Coleoptera; Chrysomelidae. The transcript is spliced from 2 exons.
AUGAGCAAACAGAUAAAACUUUCGGGUUUUUUUAAGAAGACGGAUAUUGAGAACGUUAAAGCAGGAUUUUCUACCAGUGAUAGCACAAUAUUAACUCAAACUGGUCCUAAAAGAAAGGCUGCUAACCAUUUUAUCUCUGAAAAUGAAGGCCUAAAUGAGGAUGUUUUACAUGCACUGGUUAAGUCCUACAUUAAAUCGCUUCAAGAUUACUUUGAGAAGUACUUCCCUGCUGAUACAGAUGUGAGGAAAAAUAAUCUGUGGGUGAUUGAUCCCUUUUUAGCUAGCCACGAUAAUAAUCUGUCUAUUCAGGAAAAUGAACAGCUUAUUGAAAUUUCAUCCGAUGAUCAUUUAAAAGUGAUAAAAUCUCACUGCGAAAAUGGUGCAGAUUUUUGGAUAGGAUUACUUCAUGAAAGUCCACUGCUAAGUGAAAAAGCAUUGAAACUUCUUCUUCCUUUUUAUUCCACUUAUCUCUGUGAGGUAUCAUUCUCAACAUUAUAUGUCAUCAAGAAUAAACACAGUAAUAGGUUGCUAAAUUUGAAUGCUCCUAUGAGACUGGCGUUAACUUCUUUCAAGCCAAAUAUUGAGAAACUUUCAAGUAAGAAGCAAGACCAAGGGAGUCAUUAA